Molecule: messenger RNA, 3504 nt
Organism: Ziziphus jujuba (common jujube)
Lineage: Eukaryota; Viridiplantae; Streptophyta; Magnoliopsida; Rosales; Rhamnaceae
Product: protein SEMI-ROLLED LEAF 2
Exons: 21
Coding region: 220-3138 (972 amino acids)
Source: RefSeq, a predicted model, not a curated record
CGAAUUUUUUUUUAUUUUUUUGAAUUAAAUUUUUCUUAAAAUAUUUAUGUUGAAGAGAGAGAGAAAAGAAGCCUGGGGGAGAUCUCAAGCCUCCGCCCGAACCCCCCAUUGGCUAUAUUAUCCUGACGUUUGUCCAGAUCGCGAUCUCAAGCACGUAAUUGCAAUAGAAAGCCGAAUUGUGUGUUUUGAAUUGAGCAAAGGUUUAGGUGACCUUAGAAGAUGGGGGUUAUGUCGAGGCGGGUUGUGCCCGCCUGCGGUAACCUCUGUUUCUUCUGUCCUUCAUUGCGGGCAAGGUCAAGACAACCUGUGAAACGGUACAAGAAGUUGCUUGCUGAUAUCUUUCCUCGUAACCAGGAAGCUGAACCAAAUGAUAGGAAAAUUGCAAAACUCUGUGAAUAUGCUUCAAGAAACCCAUUGCGAAUUCCUAAGAUCACCGACACCUUAGAGCAAAGAUGUUACAAAGAUCUGCGGAAUGAGAACUUUGGAUCUGUUAGAGUUGUGUUGUGCAUUUAUAGAAAGUUGCUAUCUUCAUGUAAGGAGCAGAUGCCACUUUUUGCCAGUAGCUUAUUGGGACUUGUUCGGACUCUUUUAGAACAAACUCGACUUGAUGAUAUGAGGAUUAUUGGUUGUUGCACACUUGUUGACUUUAUAAAUAGUCAGAUAGAUAGUACAUGCAUGUUCAACUUGGAGGGGCUCAUUCCUAAACUUUGUCAAUUGGCUGAAGAAGCUGGAGAUGACGAAAGAGCUUUACGCUUACGUUCAGCUGGGCUGCAAGUGUUGGCUUCUAUGGUGUCAUUCAUGGGUGAGCAGUCCCAUAUCUCAAUGGACUUUGACAAUAUCAUAUCAGUGACUUUGGAGAACUAUAUGGAUCUCCAAAUCAACUCUGAUAAUUCCAAGGAAGACAAUCAAAAAUCCCAAUCUCAGGACCAGGAGGAGGUUCCUUCAAUAUCAAAUCUGGCAACCAAACCUGAUGUGGAUCACACAAUGGACACAAACAAGAGCCCCUCUUACUGGUCUAGGGUUUGCUUGGGUAAUAUUGCCAAAUUGGCCAAGGAGGGUACAACUGUGCGUCGAGUGCUUGAACCCCUUUUCCAAAAUUUUGAUGCUGAAAAUUAUUGGUCUGUAGAGAGAGGAGUUGCCUAUUCAGUUUUGAUGUAUUUGCAGUCGCUUUUAGAGGAAUCAGCAGGAGAGAACUCCCAUAUCUUGAUAUCUAUGUUGGUCAAGCACUUGGAUCAUAAGAAUGUUGUAAAACAACCUCUCCUACAGAUUAACAUUAUUAAUGUCACCACACAACUAGCACAAAAUGCAAAGCAGCAGGCAUCUGUAGCUAUUAUUGGUGCAUUAAGUGACCUGAUAAAACAAUUACGUAAGUGCUUGCAAAAUCAAUCUGAAGUAUCCAGCCCAAAGAGCACAGAUAAAUGGAUUGCUGAUCUUCAGUUAGCCUUAGAAGGAUGCAUCUCCCAGCUCUCAAAAAAGGUUGGAGAUGUGGGACCCAUUCUGGAUAUGAUGGCUAUGGUGCUAGAGAAUAUUUCAACAGUUACAAUUGUAGCCAGGACUACUAUCUCUGCCAUUUACCAGACUGCAAAGAUUGUCUCUUCAGUCCCUAAUAUAUCAUAUCACAAGAAGGCUUUUCCUGAUGCUCUGUUUCAUCAACUACUCCUAGCAAUGUCUCACCCAGAUCAUGAAACACGAGUUGGAGCGCAUAGCAUUUUCUCCAUGGUGCUUAUGCCAUCUGCGCUUUCGCCUCUGUUGGACCAGAAAAUGAAACCUUCAGAUGCUGUUUCUGGGUUUUCUUCCGUCAAUACAUUGCAGAAGAAUAGGGCUGGAAGAUUUUCCCCUCAUGAUGAAAGUCGGGACAAUCUAGAACCUGUUGAUAUAGGACCAAAGGAGGAAGAUAGUCAGAUAUCGGAUGUCUAUGUGAAACAAUAUGGUCAAUCCUACAGCUUUAAGAGUGCUUUGACCGGAGGAAGAACAGAGCUAACUUCCCUUCGGUUGAGCAGUCACCAAGUGAAUCUCUUGCUUUCAUCUAUCUGGGUUCAGGCAACAUCUGCAGAAAACACUCCUGCAAAUUUCGAAGCAAUGGCCCACACUUAUAAUAUUGCUUUACUGUUUACCCGAUCUAAGACUUCUAGUCAUGCAGUGCUUGUAAGAUGCUUCCAGCUGGCGCUCUCCCUUAGGACCAUGUCUCUCAAUCAAGAAGGAGGUCUGCAGCCAUCUUGUAGAAGGUCUCUUUUUACUUUGGCAUCGUACAUGCUUAUAUUUUCAGCGAGGGCUGGAAAUCUAACAGAGUUAAUUCCUAUUGUUAAAGCAUCUUUGACGGAUAAGAUGGUGGAUCCUAAUCUUCAGCUGGUAGAUGAUAUAAGGCUGCAGGCAGUUAUAGAGUCUAAGGAGAAGAUGUUAUGUCGAUCGCAGGAAGAUGCAGUUGCUGCAUUGAACUCUCUAUCAGCAAUUGAAAGAGAUGAUCAUACGUUAAAAGAAGCUGCUGUAUCACACUUCACGACUAAAUAUGCAAAAUUGUCAGAGGAUGAGUUGUCAAGCAUCAAGAAGCAACUCACGCAGGGAUUUUCACCUGAUGAUGGAUAUCCAUUAGGGGCUCCUUUGUUUAUGGAGACACCCCGGCCCUGCUCUCCUCUUGCGCAUAUGGAUGUGGAAGGCUUUGAUGAGGUGAUGAAUCCAGCUGCGUUGACGGAUGAAGAAACAUUGCCUGAAGCAAGUGGAAGUCAGUCUGACCGCAAAACAUCAAUCUCUAUAAGUACCUUUGACGUUCUAAGUGUAAAUCAGUUACUGGAAUCGGUCCUAGAAACAGCACGACAACUUGUAAGCUCCCCUGUUUCUCCAACACCGAUACCUUAUGAUCAGAUGAGAAAUCAGUGUGAAGCCCUUGUAAUGGGUAAACAACAGAAGAUGUCAGUGCUUCAUAGUUUUAAACAACAAGAAGAUUCAAAGGCAAUAGUUCUUUCCACUGAAAUUGAAAACAAGAUGAGGGAUUUUUCCGAAGAAGACCUAAAGUUGGUAAAUAAGGAGCAUGUUCGAACUCGGGAACAACUUCUUCUCUGUCCGCGUGACUGUGGACCAUAUUCUUUCAGGCUACCGCCAUCGAGCCCCUAUGACAAGUUUUUGAAAGCAGCUGGCUGCUAACGGCAAAAGUUGUGUUAUAUAUGCAUGUAACUACCUAUAGUUCAUUUUCCCUUUUUCUUAUCUUUUUUUUUUUCUUUUUUUUUUUUUUUUUAAAUCAAUCUGUCUCCCCUGUCUUUUGGCUAUUUUUUCAUUCUUUAGCAUUAAUUGUACAUCUACGAUUUUCUAUAGAUGCUCUCCAGUUUUCAUGCUCAAAUGCACGGAAUUGAACCGGAAGAGAAGUUGCCUUGAGUAAAAGGGGUUGUCUUUGGUCAAGAAAUUCACUUUAGUGUUUCUGAUGAGAUUUGUUAAUAUUUAUUUAUAUGUUUACCUCAACUGGUUUGUAUUAGAGGGCAUUAUAUUAUAUGGAAAAACAUUUUUAAGAAUUAA